This is a messenger RNA of Spirometra erinaceieuropaei, 243 nucleotides long. The record is from the annotation of a GenBank genome assembly. NCBI's taxonomy places the organism in Eukaryota, Metazoa, Platyhelminthes, Cestoda, Diphyllobothriidea, Diphyllobothriidae.
AUGGAUCCGCAUCUCCUACAACUUCGUUUACAGCAGGCGGGCGGCAAACAUCACGUCGAUGGUUCCGUGGUGACUGCGGAAGCCGCGACGACUUUCCGGCAGGAGGCCCUGCUACAGAUGGUUAUUGUGACGGUUGAGAAGAAUACGAACGGAGACUUUUCCGACGAUGUUGAGCAGCAAGAUUCCUCAGUGAUUGUCGCAGAGUUAGCGGUUCCCCUUUUACCUGUGGAGAUGGACGUUUGA